Paramuricea clavata is the source of this 1290-nucleotide messenger RNA. The record is from the annotation of a GenBank genome assembly. NCBI's taxonomy places the organism in Eukaryota, Metazoa, Cnidaria, Anthozoa, Malacalcyonacea, Plexauridae.
AUGACACUUGACGAGAUUAAAAAAGCAACCCAUAACGAUCCAGUAUUACAAAAAGUUAAGAAAUGUCUGAAAGAGGGAAAAUGGGAUGAGAACAAUCCUGAUCUUAAACCGUUUAGACUUUGCGCCGACGAACUUACGUACAAUGCAUCAGCAGGUAUACUGUUGAAGAACACACGGCUGGUCAUUCCAACAACAUUACAAGAAAGAGCAACAAAAUUAGGUCAUAUCGGGCAUCAGGAAAUUGAGAAAACGAAAAGCCUACUACGCGAAAAGAUCUGGUACCCAAAUAUGGACAAACGAGUGAAAGAAAUGGUAGACAAAUGCAUUCCUUGCCAAGCAGUAGGUCACGGUAAUAACCCGGAGCCAAUGAAAAUAACACCAACCGAAGACAAACCAUGGACUAGUGUAGCAAUCGACUUCUAUGGUCCAGUACCCCGAACUGGUCAAUACCUGCUAGUGGUUAUCGAUACCUACUCAAAAUUCCCAGAGGUAGAAAUAGUUAACUCAACCGAAGCAAAAACUUGCAUACCAAAAUUAGAUACGAUAUUUGCCAGAUAUGGAAUACCAUCAAAAAUAAAAACUGACAAUGGACCCCCAUUUAAUGGGAAAGAAUUUGAAACAUACACUAAAACCCUUGGUAUUGAAUGGAAAACAAUUACACCACUAUGGCCUCAGGGUAAUGCCGUCGUAGAAAGAUUUAUGAAACCAAUCGGAAAACUUUUGAGAACAGCUGAUAUUGAAGGAAAGAAUUGGAAGCAAGAAAUGCAAAGGUUUCUACUUCAAUACCGUUCAACUCCUCAUCAAACUACUAAAGUAGCUCCGUGUGAACUACUUUUUAACAGACAAAUUCGGGGAUACUUACCAGAACUCACAAGAAAAAAAGUAGUUAAUAGACACAAGAGGGCGAAGCAGAACUUGGAGCAGAAGAAAGAAGAGAACAAAGAGUACUACGACCGAAACAAAAGAACAAAGGAAGCUGGGAUCAAAAAGGGUGACAUCGUCAUUUGCAAACAGAAGAAGAACAAUAAGUUAACAUCAAAGUUUGACCCAGAACAUUAUACGGUAGUACAACGUAAGUACAACACCAUCAUAGCUAAAAGAGAUGGUAAGACGGUGACAAGAAACGUUUCACACUUUAAGAAGGUAGUAAUGGAGGAAAGCGAGGAGGAGCAGGAAGAUACAGCACCGGGAAGAUCGACGGAAACAGAAGAAUCACCAAAGCAAGAACCAAGUGUAAGGAGAUCAACAAGAAUGAAAAGACCGGUAAUACGAUAUCAGUACCAGAUUUGA